AGGAAGUUAGAAGACGGGGGCUGUGGGUGUACCUUGCGGAUAGGGGCGAACCGUGUCAAAUGCUCCCUAUGCCACGCAACCAACCUCGCCCUCGCCCUCGCCCCUAACAAACCCUCAGUUUUAGUAAUGGGAAAAUAUUAGAGUGGAAGGAAGGUCCUCCUCUCUCAAAGCCCUCAGAACCUGGAGUCGGAUCUUCAGCGAAGCUUAGUGCUUGAGAGCACAAGACUCUGGAGUCCAGAUCGGGCCGUGGCUGAUUAGGGUGCAUCGGGACUCCUCCUUUUCCUAACGAGAAGUGUGCGUCCUGCAAAUCGGGGGUCCAUUAGUUUCGUUUAGGGCUCACCUCCUCCGGGAGAGAAAGGACUUUCCCCGGAGGUGGGCGUGGAUUGAACGCUCUGGCCUCGAUGGGGCCGCGGUUUCCCCUCCUGGUGGCCGCGCUGGGCAGCUGCCUGCUUCCUGCCCUGGGUUGUCUCGUUUGUGAUAAAAGGGUCCUGGAUGCGCUAAAGUCCUUGGAGACGGAUUACCUGCCUGACCACCUGGGGGCUGAGCAUCACAAAAACGUGAUGGAGAAGUUGAAGGCUGGCAUGAAGGAUUUCGAGAACCUGCAGCUUGAGGAUGAGAGCUUUUAUGGGGUCAUUGAUGACCCCACACUGGAAAAGGGAACCUGGAGUUUUCUGAAGGACCUGAAACGCAUCACGGACAGUGACGUAAAAGGUGAGCUCCUCGUGAAGGAGCUGUUCUGGAUGUUGAAACAGCAAAAGGAGAUCUUGGCCAGACACGUUUCUCUGUUCCAAAAAGAUGUUCUCUGUCCCAACAAAUGUGGUAUGAUGUUGCAGACUCUGACCUGGUGCGAAACCUGCGAGAAGAAGGUUCACGCUUGUCGGAAGAACGCGAAUUGUGGGGAGCGCAGCGUCAAGGUCCAUGAAAUGGAAGACAUGAUCCUGGACUGUGAGCUCAACUGGCAUCACGCCUCUGAAGGCCUGAAGGAUUACAGCUUUUACAGGGUUUGGAAGAACAAAACUGAGAGGUUGGUGUACAAGGGGACGGCGCCCACCCUGACCAAGCCCAUGGUGAAGCCAUCGGAUGCGGGUACCUACCGCUGCCAGCUGAACACCGUGAAAUCCGAGCCAGCCACCAUCAUCCAUUAUCAAGUCAGAGUGUUGCCCAAAAGAAUAGUGGAGGAGACGCCGUCAACAAGCAUCGUCCCGAACCAGGAGGACCUGGACAUGGCCCUGGAUGAGGUGACGUGGGCUCCCAACAAGUCGUCCACAACCAUCCCGCCUCCGUCACCGUCCUCCGCGGCACCGACUCCGACCGUGGAGAACAUGCUGAGAAGCCUCCUGGUGGGGCUGCUGAUCUGGGGCUUUGUGGUGCUGAUAGCCAGCAUCGUCAUCUUGAUGCUCUGCUAUUGGUCCGAGAAAAAUCCUGGAUACUUCAUUGAUUCCAUCAAGUCCUGGGUCAGCACUGCCAAGGAGGCUGCUCAGAGCCCCAAGGUUCCAGAGAAAAAGGCCAAAAAAUCUAGGAGCCAAUAAAGAUUUAUUUGAUUGUU
Eptesicus fuscus (big brown bat) is the source of this 1546-nucleotide messenger RNA. RefSeq names its product izumo sperm-oocyte fusion 1 (gene IZUMO1). Gene Ontology annotation, cellular component: plasma membrane; acrosomal membrane. Gene Ontology annotation, biological process: heterotypic cell-cell adhesion; fusion of sperm to egg plasma membrane involved in single fertilization; sperm-egg recognition. Bases 402 to 1529 code for a protein of 375 amino acids. The transcript has 9 exons. The record is from RefSeq and is a predicted model, not a curated record. NCBI's taxonomy places the organism in Eukaryota, Metazoa, Chordata, Mammalia, Chiroptera, Vespertilionidae. Gene Ontology annotation, molecular function: protein binding involved in heterotypic cell-cell adhesion; signaling receptor binding.